Molecule: messenger RNA, 1600 nt
Organism: Hypanus sabinus (Atlantic stingray)
Lineage: Eukaryota; Metazoa; Chordata; Chondrichthyes; Myliobatiformes; Dasyatidae
Product: E3 ubiquitin-protein ligase ZFP91-like
Exons: 8
Coding region: 369-1046 (225 amino acids)
Biological process (GO): regulation of transcription by RNA polymerase II
Cellular component (GO): nucleus
Source: RefSeq, a predicted model, not a curated record
CAAAUAUCCAGAUAUACCCAGCUCAGUUACAGGGAUCAGCUGCAAAGGACGGGGGACCAGUAACGUACUCCAAACCUCCUUUAAACUUCGCCUCUUCCACCCUUUCUCACCACCUCCCACAUCUCUUUGUUCCAGCUGUCCAGCGGCAGGGAGAGCCGAUCGCAGAGACCGAGCUACUGCUGACAAGUGACAAUGACUGCGAGGAGGACGAGGAGGAACUGAGCGAGGUGGAUUCCGAUGAUGUUUACGAGUUCUUCGAUGACCCCAAGGAUGAGAAUUACAUCCCUUCAUCCGAUAGCGGCUCAGACCGGGGCAAGAGACGGGGAAGGACCCGCAGGAACAGUGUCAGGAAGCCUCCCGAGGACCCGAUGGAGAGGCGGCCCCCCCGGAGACGACAGGAGCAGCCCCACCCCCUGGAGCGGCCCAAGAAGAUACGGAAGAAGAUUCCCAAGGAGUACGUCCGUUGUGAAUUUGAGGGAUGCGGGAAGAUCGUCUCCAACCCCCAGUAUCUGAAGCGCCACAUGAAGUACCAGCACCAGCUCCAGCGCACCUUCGCCUGCUCCCACCCCAGCUGCGGACGCAUCUUCCGUUUCAAGACCCAGAUGGAGGAGCACGAGAAGCUGCACAGUGACCAGCGCAACUACAUCUGUGAGUUCUGCGGCCGGGCCUUCAAGACGGACAAGAACCUGGUGGUACACCGACGGAUCCACACUGGAGAGAAGCCACUGCAGUGUGAGAUCUGCGGCUUCACCUGCCGACAGAAGGCCUCGCUGAACUGGCACAUGAGGAAGCACGACGCGGAGUCCGGGUACCAGUUCCCCUGCGACGUCUGCGGCAAGCGCUUUGAGAAGAAGGACAACGUCAACGCCCACAAGAGCAAGUCGCACCCCGAGACGCUGCUGGCCGCCGUCGCCAGCCUGUCCGCACUGGAGGAGAGCGGAGCCUUCGCCGUCUUCCCCGCCUUCCACCAGAACGAGGCCGUGGGGGCCCCCGCUCCCCCCGGCUUGGAGGGCUGGGCCCGGCCUCUGGACCCCGGUGAGGCCUAAUCUCCCUCCACCCUCCCACCUACCCUUGUCCUCACUAUCUUCCCCUCGCUCCCUCCCCUUCCCUCAGCAUCACUUCUCCCCCCCUCAGCAUCACUUCUCCCCCCCUCACUGUGCCUUCCCCAGCCCCCCCCCCCCCCCGACUCCCCUCAGGCAGAUUCUCGGAGCUGGAUCGAGAAGGCUGAAUCUUGUCCUAUUUUCAGGAUGUUGUAAAUACCCGGAGGGACGUGUGUGUACAGGUGUGUGUGUGUGCGGGCUCGGGCCGGAUGUACAGGUGGAGCGACACGGGGUGGGAAUGGCUGGCUGUGCUGACCAGCCCACCGGGGUCUGAUCUCCCGCCCUCCUAUGUCGGACGCGGUGUAUCAUUACUGUAUAAUACAAUAAAUUACUUGCCUGUGAUCCCCCUCCCUCACUUCAAGCACUGCUGGUGAUCGGGCAGAACAUACAAGCACUCACAGAGACCCACACACAGAGACACACACACACACACACUCACACACAGAGACACACACACACUCACACACACACACACACACACACACUCACACACAGAGACA